ACGUCAUCUCUUUUUUUCUUCCAAAUAAUUUCUGCAACCUCCCUUCUUCAAUGCUAUCACGUUUAUUGAGCAUCACAAGGUGUUAUGCCAAAAGAUAUCCACAGACAGCAAGAGUAGCUCUUAGAAACUAUAGUACUAAAAAACCAAGCAAUGAUCCUAAAGGCUCCCAAAGCUUUUUCGACAGAACUCCCUUUUCAAGCAACAGUAAUAAAAAACCCAAUUCAGCACCACCGGGGAUGCCAAAGACCAGCGAACUCUUUGCUACAGCACUUUGCGCCUAUAUAAUCUACCGAGUUGCUUCACCUAGCGAAGACGGGCGAGAAUUAACCUGGCAGGCAUUUCGCAGCCAACUGCUUGAUCGAGGUCUUGUCGAUCGUCUUGAAGUGCUCAAUAGAGAAAGGGUUCGUGUCUAUCUACGACCUGAAGCUCACUCCAUGGGAAUAUCUCCCAGUAACGUAUUCUAUUUCUCCAUCGGUUCUGUUGGAGCAUUUGAAAGAAGUUUGGAGAAUGCACAGCGAGAGCUGGGCAUUUCACCAAAUGAAGCAAUUCCUGUUGCUUAUCAUGACCAAGCCAAUGUAGCCGAAAUGAUACUUCAAUUUGCGCCCACAAUGUUAUUAAUUGGCAUGUUAUUCUACAUUAGUAAGAAAGGCCCAGGGGGUUCGCAAGCUGGUGGUAUAUUUAAUAUCGGAAAAAGCAAGGCUAAAAGGUUCAAUCAAGAAGACAAAGUGAAAAUUUCCUUUAAAGACGUCGCAGGCGCGGACGAAGCCAAACUAGAGAUUAUGGAAUUUGUCAAUUUUUUAAAAAAUCCUGCAGUGUAUGAAAAAUUGGGAGCCACGAUUCCCAAGGGCGCCAUCCUCUCCGGCCCUCCUGGUACGGGUAAAACGCUUUUGGCAAAGGCAACGGCAGGAGAGGCAGGUGUUCCUUUUUAUAGCGUGUCUGGCUCUGAGUUUGUUGAGAUGUUUGUCGGCGUGGGCUCUUCCCGAGUCCGUGAUUUAUUUGCAACAGCCAAGAAAAACGCUCCUUGUAUCAUCUUUGUGGACGAAAUUGAUGCGAUCGGCAAGACUAGAGGCAAGGGCGCUGGUCAGUUUGGCGGUGGCAACGAUGAGCGCGAAAGUACAUUGAAUCAGCUUUUAGUCGAAAUGGAUGGGUUUGAUUCUGAUCAACAUGUGGUUGUUUUGGCUGGUACAAAUAGGCCUGAUGUGCUGGAUCCUGCUUUGUUAAGGCCAGGGCGAUUCGAUCGACACAUUACUAUUGAUCGACCCGAUAUUAAUGGUCGCGUGCAAAUAUUUGAAGUACACCUUCGACCCAUUAAAGCUGACUUGGACAAACAAGUACUUGCUCGUAAAUUGGCAGCACUGACUCCUGGAUUUGCUGGUGCUGAUAUUCACAAUGUAUGCAACGAAGCUGCUUUAAUUGCUGCUCGCCGUGGAAAAGAUAUGGUAGAAGAGAAAGACUUUGAGGAUGCUAUUGAACGUGUUAUUGCAGGUUUAGAAAAGAAAUCUCGCGUACUGUCGCCUGAAGAGAAGAAGACGGUGGCGUAUCAUGAAGCUGGCCAUGCCAUUGCAGGUUGGUAUCUCAAGUAUGCAGACCCGCUGUUGAAAGUAUCUGUAAUCCCUCGAGGAUCUGCUGCACUGGGGUAUGCUCAGUAUUUGCCACAAGAUCAGUACCUCUAUUCAAAGAAACAGUUAUUAGAUCGUAUGUGUAUGACCUUAGGCGGACGCGUAUCAGAGAAGAUCUUCUUCAAUACUAUCACAACCGGCGCACAGGAUGAUCUUCAGAAAGUGACUAAAAUGGCAUAUGCUCAGGUUACAGCCUAUGGUAUGAAUGCAAAGAUAGGCCCAAUCUCCUUCAGCGAUCCUCAAAAUGAAAAUAGAUUCCAGAAGCCAUUUUCUGAAGAAACAGGAGAAUUGAUUGAUAAUGAAGUGCGAUCACUUGUUUCAGAAGCUUAUGACCGUACGCUUCGUCUCUUAACAGAAAAGAAAGAUGAAAUAGAGAAAGUAGCGCAGUUGCUUCUAAGUAAAGAAGUCAUCACAAGAGAGGACAUGGAAAACUUGGUGGGUAAAAGACCAUUUGAUGAGCAUACUACAUAUGAUGAAUAUGUUAGACGAAAUCCUGCUAAUCCUUAAUAUCAUUCUACAAGGUGAUUUCUUCUCACUUUCCUACUACUAUGUGUGUGCCUUUUAUUGUACUGCAUUUGUAAAAAUGUAUGAUAUAAACUCUGUUGAAAAGACAGAUUCAUCCAGCAAGAUACUUUUUUAUUUGUAUAAGCAUAAUGUUGGUUAUGCUCCAUUUAUGCUUUUCGUCAAGGUGCUCUUGGGGGUUUUGUUUUUGUUGUGAGACACCGCUAAAACAGCACCUUCAUUAGUUGUUCUAAGAUAAGCGGUAGGCUUUUCAACAACAUAGCAGAAGCCUUCAGUGUUCCCCAAGGAUGAUAUGAAACAAAAAGCCCAGGCUCUUUAUAGCAAGUGUUUCCGUACACUUUAAUUAUUCUAACGAAUCGUAUUUUUCGAUUAUAGCUUCAUAUAUCAACUGUUUAUCUUUGGUGAAGAGCGAUAUUAAGAC
This is a messenger RNA of Rhizopus microsporus ATCC 52813, 2562 nucleotides long. Its product is annotated as ATP-dependent metallopeptidase Hfl. Bases 51 to 2126 code for a protein of 691 amino acids. Gene Ontology annotation, molecular function: ATP binding; ATP-dependent peptidase activity; metalloendopeptidase activity. The record is from RefSeq and is a predicted model, not a curated record. Gene Ontology annotation, biological process: protein-containing complex assembly; mitochondrial protein processing. The transcript has 2 exons. Lineage: Eukaryota; Fungi; Mucoromycota; Mucoromycetes; Mucorales; Rhizopodaceae. Gene Ontology annotation, cellular component: m-AAA complex; membrane.